AUGGCAAUCAAUCACAAUCAAGAGCGAGAGCAGAGUUCGGUUAUUAUUAGCAGACAUCAGCGUGCGGAUCCUUCAAUGCAUUAUUAUGAUACAUGUCCUAUUUGCUAUACACGACCGGGUAUGCCUCUAGUGCCUCCCCUCAAUUUUGCAAUGAUAGGUUCAGGUGUGUAUCGGUCAGGACACCCAAACAAGCAGAACUUCGCGUUUUUGAGAAAGCUUGGAUUGAAAACAAUAUUAUAUUUUGCAAUGGAAGACUAUCCUCCAGAAAUGCAGCAUUUUGUCGAGCAAGAAGGGAUUGAGGUCUUGCACUAUCGUACUGAAGGAAAUAAGGAGCCGUUUGUGGAAGUGAAUCCUGAAGACAUAUCACACGCACUGGUUAAGUUGCUGGAUAAGAGAAGCCAUCCAGUGCUUAUCCAUUGUUUAAAAGGAAAGCAUCGAAUCGGUUGUUUAGUGGGCUGUUUAAGAAAGAUUCAAAGAUGGUCAAUGACCUCAAUAUUUGAUGAAUAUCGAAAAUUUGCAGGAACCAAAGUGCUCGCAGAUCAAGAGUUUAUAGAGACAUUUGACCACGAUUUGGUACCUUACGAUCAUCAACAUCGACCCAGUUGGCUGUAA
Molecule: messenger RNA, 612 nt
Organism: Mucor velutinosus
Lineage: Eukaryota; Fungi; Mucoromycota; Mucoromycetes; Mucorales; Mucoraceae
Exons: 5
Coding region: 1-612 (203 amino acids)
Biological process (GO): protein dephosphorylation
Cellular component (GO): cytoplasm
Molecular function (GO): phosphatase activity
Source: RefSeq, a predicted model, not a curated record